Nicotiana attenuata is the source of this 2535-nucleotide messenger RNA. Its product is annotated as golgin candidate 2. Gene Ontology annotation, cellular component: Golgi membrane; Golgi cisterna. Lineage: Eukaryota; Viridiplantae; Streptophyta; Magnoliopsida; Solanales; Solanaceae. Gene Ontology annotation, biological process: Golgi organization; retrograde transport, vesicle recycling within Golgi. The record is from RefSeq and is a predicted model, not a curated record.
UAGGAGACUCAGCAGUUGGGAAAUCAAACCUUUUGUCAAGAUUUGCUAAGGAUCAAUUUCAGCUGGAUUCUAAACCUACCAUAGGUGUGGAAUUUGCUUAACACUGUUCUGAUCUACACCGACAAGAUAAUACACAAAUCUAGGGCCAUGGCUCACUGGAUCUCUUCGAAGCUCAAAGUCGCCGAAAAUCUACUUCAACAGAUAGAUCAGCAAGCAGCUGAUUCACUCCGUAAGAGUGAGAAGCAACGAUCUGAUGACCUAGAUCGCGAAAUUUUAGCUAAAACCAAUGAAAAUAAGCCACUGAUUAAGGACCAGCUCAUGAAGAAAAGCCGCGAAACUGAUGAUUUAAUCGUGAAAUCCAGGACUGAUCGAAAUUCAACUUCUAUUAGCCUGGAUAAGAAUAAUAGCUUUGGUAGCAAUAGUAAUUAUAAGCCUCAAAAGGAGGCAGUCUUGCCAAUAGAUUCGAGCCCUAAGUGGAGUACCAAUGCUCUUACUGAUACUGAUUGGACUGAAUUGCUAAGUGCACCUAGUUCAAAUGCCACUGCUGGGGCGAGUAAUGGUAGUAAUGGAGUGGCUGGUAUCCGUAGUGGUAAGAGUGAUGGUAGAAAACAAAGGAGUUUGGGAUCCGGGUCGAAUUUGCUGGCUGUGGAAGGGAAAAGGAGCCAGAAACCUCAAAAGGUUGUUAAGAGUGUUAAAGGAUCAAAUAGUCAAUCAGAGAAUGAGGUAGACGGUAGCAGGUUAGAGAGAAGAGCUACCAAUGCAGGCUAUAGAAUGCCGGUAACUUCAAGUGUUGAUCUCAAAAUUGAUGGGGGGGAAGGUUUGGACAGAAGGGACCUUCAUCGAAAAGGUGAGAAUGUGGAGUCAUUGCGUGGAAAUAACGAUGAACAAAAUGAAGUGAAGAAUGAGUAUUCGGAGGAUUUUAAGGGUGUAAAGAAGUCUCCGGUGAAUAGUCGUUCGGGAGAUAAGAGCCUUGGCAUUGUGACGGGGUCUUCCACUCUUGAUAAGGAGUUGGACAUAAAGAAUCAGCUGGAUGACAAUAAGAGGAUUAGGCCAGCGAAGGCUAUGGUUGACAGACCAAAAAUGGACUCUCAGAUUUCAACUUCUGUAAAGAUGGGUUCUUCUUCACCUAGCAAUGGAGAAUCAGAUUCUGAGACGGAUUCAACAUCUUCAUCAGACUCGGAAACUGAACGUGAAAGAGAAGAAAGGAGAAGAAGAAGGCAGCAGAUCCUGGCGGAGAAAGCAGCUGCGAAAGCAAUGGAAGCUAUAAAAGAACGUGAGAACAUGGUUGCUAAAUUGGAAGGGGAGAAACAGAGCUUAGAAAAAAUACUUGAAGAGCGGGCCAAACAACAAGUUGAAGAGGCUUCUGAGUUACAGACGAAAAUGAUGGAAACAAUGGAAGCUGUUGAGUUGGAGAAGCAGAAACAUAAUAGUACUAGAAUGGAAACUCUUACACGAUUAGCGAAGCUUGAGACUGUAAAUGCUGAACUUGCAAGGUCUCUCGCCUCUGUUCAAUGGAAUCUUGAAGUAGAGAUUAAUCAGGUUGCUGAACUACGCCAACAAGUUGAGUCAAAAGAAGCGGCUCAUGAAGAAUUGAGAAGGGAGAUAUCUAGGACACAGAGAAGUGGUGAAAAAUUAGUGGCUUCAAAAGGGGUUGAAGUGGAGAGAGAGAUACUUGAAGCAGAGCACUCCUGUUUAACAGAUAAAUUGGGGUUGUUGCAGGAAAAGGCAAAGACACUGGAAAGAAGCAUUGAGACAACACAGCAUGAACUGGAAAACCCAACUGCAGUGGAAAUUGAGCUCAAGCGGAGGCUUGGUCAAUUGACCGAUCAUCUGAUUCAAAAACAAUCUCAGGUUGAGGCGCUGUCUUCUGAGAAGGCCACAAUGACGUUUAAAAUUGAGGCGGUUUCAAGGUCGCUAGAAGAAAACAAGUCUACGUUAACUGAUUUUCCCAGUACCUCAUCAAUGGGUGAUUUGGAGUCUGGGUUGUGGGAGCUCUCCAACUCAAAGUUGAGGCCUUUGUUUGAAGAAAGAAUGCGAUCUGGCCAGCAGCAUUUGGGAUCACUGAUUCGGCAGUUAGACUCCAUCUUCUGCGCCGGAAUGGUGUUUCUCAGAAGAAAUCCACCCGCAAAAAUAUUGUCUCUGGUUUACCUUGUAUCCCUUCAUCUUUGGGUCAUAUACAUAUUGAUGUCUCAUGCUCCUGUCUCUGAGGACACCACUGGUGCCGUUAUUUCCUUGGAGAAUAUUAAUAAAACGGGAGGCAUGUGAUAUCAUUUGUUGAUGCGUUGAGUCAUGCUCGUUGGACCCAUCAUUUUUGUUUUGAGGUCCUUUCAGUAUCCCACCUCAGCCAAAAACACAGAUGUAUAGAAAUGCACCAAUUUGUUAAACAAACCUCAGAUGAUAUAACAUCUAUGGAUGAUCCUCCUUGUAUAUCUAGGUCACAAGGAAUGUAUAAGUUUUAAAGGUCGAUAUGCAUUUCAUGGCAAAUAGAAAUUCAUUGAUCUAGAUAUGGUAAUAAAGUGGAACAACUCUUACUCA